GCAAUAGAGCCUUAAACUUACUGAUUCAAAUUUUGGAAAGUGGAACUUUCUCGGUGAGUGGAUGCAUUAAACUAAAUGUGAUGAAUAUUCAGUUUCUGUAAGGACACAUUUUGCGUUCCUGUAAGAAAAGUUCUGAAAUAUUCCAGACGUCUCGCGUUUACUUUUGCGUUUAGAUCUUUACAGGAAGUAUGGGCCGCUGGAGCUUCCAAGAUGGCCGCCGUGGGCAGGAUUGUAUCGUGAGCAAGAGUUCUUUUGGAAUAUUCUGUUGUGAAUAAGAAUUUUAAGAAUCCCAGGAGGUUAGUUUGGCUCUAAAACCAGGUAAAUAUAAAUAUGCACCUUGUUUGUUGGUGUAUUGUGAGCUGCAACUCCACAUUCUGGUAAUUCUGUAUAAACCCCCCAUUUAAAAUCUGAAUUGCAGAAUGUGGGAUGAAAUAAAAUAGCCCUGGCUGUGUGGAUAUAUUACUGAGACUCAGAUAUUUUAACCUGCAUUUUGCCAUUUGAAUGUAAAUUCUCUACAAUUCAGAUUUUAGUGAAGAAAUCCCAAUGUGAGUGUGGCUCAUUCAUUCCUGGUUCCAUACUGCUGGAAGAAUUCACCGAAACCUGCCACCGUGGAGAUCUGUGUAGCUGGGGGACGUCGAAAUAACUAACCUGGGAAAAUGCCUGAUUUGGGGCAUAACGCAGAACUUGGCUUUACUUUAAGAGCUUUUCUGGAAAGCUCCCACCCUACCUGAGCAGAAUGCUCUCCCUGGCUGUUCCCACCUCCUAUAACCUCCAAUCCAGUACCAGCACUUUAUUUAGUCUACCUCAAUACAAAAAGAAAGCGUCUCGAUCCUCUUUUUCCUACAGAACACUGCAAUUAUGGAACGACCUCCCGCACACUUUCAAAUCUUCCCCAACCCUAAAAUCCUUUAAGAAAUCCCUCUCUACAUAUCUCAAAACAGAAUGCACCUGACAUGGUUGAUUAUAUAUUUCUUACCUGUUCUAUGUUACAUUUUGUAUAUAUUGUGUAUUAAUAUUGUUUUUGUAUUUUAUUGUUCCCUAUUGUAUCAAUGCAAUGUUUUGUGGACCCAGGACAUACUUGAAAACGAGAUAAAUCUCAAUGUAUCCAUCCUGGUAAAAUAUUUUAUAAAUAAUUGUCUAUUCCGCUGGGCACAUCUGAUCAGGUACCCCUAGAUAUGCAGGGCUUUGAAUGACCACUCUCAUGAUACUCAUUAAACUGGCAAUUUCAGCAGUACUUUUAGCAAAUGAGCACUUUCCUGUACUGCACCUGCCUGUCUUAUUGUAGACACCUGGCAAGCCAUGUGAGUUGUCAAACCUUUCUAAACAGUUUGAUUACUCUUUGAGGGUUCCAUGUUAUUCUGGAUAUGAACAUAAGAUCUUGGAAAUGCCCCUAGAAUGUGAAACCAGACACCAUUUCAUUUUCAUAUUUUAAUUUUUGCAAGAAACGUAACAAAGAUUAUAAAUAUCAGCCUUAAUAAACACAAUUGUGUGUGUGUGUUUAUAUAUUAAAGGGACACUAUAGUCACCCAGACCACUUCAGCUCAAUGAAGUGGUCUGAGUGCCAGGUCCCUCAGGUUUUAACCCUUCAGAUGCAAACAUAGCAGUUUCAGAGAAACUGCUAUGUUUACAUUUGGGGUUAAUCCACCCUCUAGUGGCUGUCUUCUGGACAGCCACUAGAGGCGCAUCUGCGACGCUGGAGGCAGAUUUCGCCUCCAUCACGCAGAGCAUCCAUAGGAAAGCAUUGAGAAAUGCUUUCCUAUGGACACUUUGAAUACGCGUGCAGCACUUGCCGCGCAAUGCGGCUCCACUGACGUCGGGUGGGGAGGAGAGGUCACCAGUGCCGAGGGAGCCCGGCGCUGGAUUAAGGUAAGCUGCUGAAGGGGCACCCUCAGGGCACUAUAGUGUCAGGAAAACCGCUUUGUUUUCCUGACACUAUACUGAUCCUUUAAUAAAAAAAUUAUAUAUUUUAGAAAAUCUGUUCUGACCAACCACAAAUUCUUCUCGUAACAUUAUCUUCCGCAGGUAUAUUGGUAUAUGAGUACACUAUGCUGUUACAUUGUUUUGUAUGUCUACAUGUUGGUUAUUUAAUUGGAUAAACAAUCUAUGACAUUGUAUUGCAGCAAUGGCGGUUAGUAUGGCCUCACAGUUCUUCUCCGAAGAAGAUGAAAAGAUCACUACAGACAUGUCUACAUCUGAAAGGGUAAGAAGGCAGAUGGUGUAGGACUGAGCCAAUGAUCUUUUGGUUAAUUGUUUUGCCCUGUGGGAUGCCAGUGUUGAUGCAGCUAUGUAUAGUAACACGAAAAUAGGCCUGUGUUACAUCCAUGUAUCUUUCCUCUUUACUAAUGUUUCAAUAUAUAAUAACUGAUAUGAUUUAAUAAUGCCAGUGAGGUCCAAACAUGUGCAGAUUUGUUGGUUUUCUUUUUUGUUUUGUUUUUUAGCUGUGGGUUGUUACAUUUCAGACAUCGUUUUUUUGUGCUAUUUUAAUGCUAAAGAAUGUGGCUUAUGUCAGGCAACAUGUCCAUUUUAUUAGGGAUCGACCGAUUAUCGGUUUUACCAAUAUAAUCGGCCGAUAUUCAGUAUUUUCUGCAAUAUCGUUAUCUGCCAAUUCAGGUACCGAUAUUGCCGAUAAUACCUCCUAGGACCGCCAGGCUCAUUAUAAGCCCAGCAGUCCUGGGGGAGCGGGCAGCAAGCGCUUACUCACCUCCCGACAGCUCCUCCAGCUCCCCAGUAUAACUCUCGCUAGACCCGCGGCCGUCAGAGCGUUGCCAUGGGUUACCAUGGCAACGCGACACGCUGGCCGCAAGACUUACACUGGGAGUUGGAGGAGCUGCCGGGAGGUGAGUAAGCGCUUGCCCCCCCCCACCCACAGCUCAGCCAAUGCCACUGGACCACCAGGGAUUGCUAUAUCCCCCCUCCUUGGCCAAGUAUGAAACAGGGUGGGGGGACAACAAAAAUAAAUAAUAAUUUAAUAAAAGACGCCCCCUCACACACACUCCAUUAUAUACACUACAAAAACACUGUAUAUAAUGCAGUGUGUGUUUGUGUAAUGCAGUGUGUGUGUGUGUUUGUUUGUGUAUAUAAUGCGCGCACACACACACACACACUGCAUUAUAUACACACACACUAUACAAACACACACUCUGCAUUAUAUAAAUACACUACAUUCAUUACACACACACUACACAAAUACACACACACUCUGCAUUCAUUAUAUACACACACUACACAAACACACACACCUUGCAUUUAGUAUAUACAGCAUUCACUUUACGCACACUACACACACACUACACAAACACUCUGCUUUCAUUACAUACACACUACACUAAUACACACUGCAUCCACUACACACACUAGACAAAUACACACUGCAUCCACUACACAAACACACAUUGCAUCCACAACACACACCCUACACAAACACACACUGCAUCCACUACACACACAUUACACAAACACACACUGCAUCCACUACACACACACACACACAUUACACAAACACACACUGCAUCCACUACACACACACACAUUACACAAACACACACUGCAUCCACUACACUUGGCAUGUAUAUUUUGUGCAUUUACCUUUAGAAAUAGUUUUUAUUUUCCAAAAUGGUAAAUGUACAGAAUAUCGGCUAUCUGCCUGAAAGUUCACAGAAUAUCAUUAUCUGUAUCGGCUCUAAAAAAAUCAAUAUCGGUCGAUCCCUACAUUUUAUUAUAACAAUUACUUCCAAUAUUGGCAAUGUUUAUCAUAUAGUAUUGACAGAUUGACACGUGUUUUGGGUAUUCGGUAUAAACACAAGUGCAGUUAUUGAAACUUAGAUGUUAUCCCACAGCAUUAACACUUGUGGAAUUAGUUUGUCAUUUGCAUUUUUUUUUUUCCAUUCUGAAAUUUUUGCUAAAUUUAAAUCUUCCCUUGUAAAAACUAUUUUGCUUCAUUUCUGCUCUGCAGAGUGAAUUAUUCAGAGGUUGAAGGGAUUGGAAUCAUUAUUUUCACUCAUAUUUUGUUCUAGGUUGUGGAUUUGUUAAAUACAGCUGCACUAGCUUCCAAUGAAAAUAAAAUCACCAUGCUUAAACAGGUGAGUCUGGAACUAAUCUGUUUUGAUCACAAAGGUUGUAGAACUGUUAUAAAUUUUACAGAAAUAUAGCACACAUUUAUUGCAGAAUUCCAAUGUUUCUGUGUGAAUGUUUCAGGUUCAAGAAUUGAUUAUUAACAAGGAUCCCACUCUGUUGGAUAACUUUCUUGAUGUAAGUACCAGAGGCUGGUAAUUUAGAACAUAUAGAAACUAGUCCUAGUCUAUGAAAUAAUGAAUUUCCCUUUUCCUCUUUUUAGGAAAUAAUUGCCUUUCAGGCUGACAAAUCUGUAGAAGUUCGGAAAUUUGUUUUGAAUUUCAUAGAAGAAGCCUGGUGAGUUCCAUAAUGUCCUCCUAAUAUCAUUGAAAGGGUCACUACAAGCUGAAAUUAACCAGUCUCCCCGAAUGUUCUAUAAUCUGAAAUAGCUCUACCUAUGUAUGAAAUAAUAAAUUUUUAAAAAUAUAUCCACAAGCAAACAUCAACAUUGAAGCACCAAUCCUGGUCUGUGGGUUCUUAUCCAAUAAACAUCUGCUGGACAAAAGUUUAUGUGAUAUGUUAUUCAGUCCCAACAACAGUUCCAUUCAUCAGAACAGAGUAAUGUCACUUUUGAAUAAGUCAAACCACAGCUAAUGUGAGCCUUUUGAUUUGCUCCUUUCAGGUUUGUAAAUAAAGUUGUACACUAUGUGCCAACUGCCCAUACAUACAUACAUACAUACAUACAUGCAUGCAGUCAUGGUUUGAGUAUUCUCAAACUUCCAAUUAAUACAGCAGAGGAGGGAAUGUAUAUUUCUCAUCUGUCGUCUGGGGUAAAUGAAACGUUCUUAUAGCUUCAGCUGUUUUUUUUUAAAUUGCUGUAGUUAGAAGCAACUGUUUGCAAGAAUACAUGGAACCAGCUAGUACUAUAACUUGGCAUGCAUCAUUUUGGUGAUUAGAGUAGCUUUUAGCUUUUAAAUUGAACUUUCUAAUUAAAAACUAGAUAUUCGGGGGGGCGUGGCUACCGGCGGAGCAAGAUGGACGUGUAAUCUUUAGCUCCUGCACAUGGGCUCCGACAAAGGCGUCUCAAAACCCGCAAUAGACGACCCUGACAAGCAAACAACCAACAUGUCACAACCCAAGCAGAAACGGCAAGCCUCCAAAACCGAAAGACAAAAUUUUUUUGGUCAAAACGCCGCGCAAAACAAAUACACAAACCAGCAGCACCAACAAGAUGGCGGGGAGGAAACACACGACAGCAACCUCCUUACAGACCCUGCCGACCAGACUAUGGAGGAGCCGGUCACCAAGCAAUUUCUUUUGGAACAGCUGGGAGCGUUCUCCAGCAAAAUGAUGGCUGGCUGGGAAAAAGGCCUAUCAAGCCUGAAGAAAGACAUAGGGGAGCUGGGAGCGAGAACCUCCCGCGUGGAGGAGAAAAUGGAGGAAACACAAGAGGCACACAACCACCUAAUAGACCAGGUGAAUGCACUACAAGACACAGUAUCCGCAAUGGAGAACAAGCUCAUGGAUAUUGAAGAUAGGGCGAGGAGAAAUAAUCUACGACUGCGGGGCAUACCAGAAACGGUGGCCCCUGCGGACCUCCAGGCCUACGUGCAUGAAUUUUUCCAUGUGCUCUCGCCAGACACACCAUCAGACAUGCUCCUUUUGGAUAGAGUACACAGAAUACCCAAACCUCCACACCUACCACCCUCAGUCCCAAGGGAUGUCAUCCUGUGCGCUCACUACCAUCAUAUUAAAGAAAUAAUCUUAAAACAGAGCAGAACAAACAAGAACGCACCUAGCAAAUACGCUGAUAUCAAGAUAUUCCCGGACCUAUCUGCGGCAACGCUGAGAAGGAGGAAAGCCUUCCAACCCAUUACUAUCAUCCUCAGGCAGCACCAAAUAGCUUACCGGUGGGGUUACCCCCUCAAGCUUCUCAUCUCCAAAGAUGGCACGACGAAGAUACUGACCUCGCCAGAAGAUGGUGAAAAGCUCCUCAAGGAAUGGAACCUACCCACACCAAGCAAGCCGAACAGAGAAUCUGCCAUGCUGCAUCGCGAAUGGCGCAAAAUAUAGUAUCAAUGGACUUAUACCAGCCAUUCUGGACUGCUAAUAAGAUAUAACGAGUAGAGGCUGGUAAUGUAUAUAAGGAACCAACUGUUUAUGUUUGCUUAUGUUAAUUAUGUUAAUUUUGUUAACUUGGCGACACCUCAACCCGCACAUCUCACCUGCACAGACAACACCUACACGCACGCCAACGCACAUUUGAACCCCGAAUGCCAAAAAUUGGCCAAAUCUAGCUCAGAUCUAUCCCCUAUCUAAUUGAAAAAGCACACCCACUAACCUACACCUAAGACAAAAAGGUUCUGGAUAACCUACUAACCCUAACCGGCUGGAAUUGCAGUGAAACUAAAAUGCAGACGCAAAGUCGGCUACACCACAACCUGAAUGUCUAUCUAAGAUUGUAAAACUGAAAAAAAAAAAAAAAAAAGUUAAUAUUAUUAUUACUCUAUUAUUGUAUAUUGGAUUUAAACGGAACACGAGGCCGGGGGGAAAGGAGGGGACACGCUAACCAAAAUACCCCAACACGGAAUACAGCACAGACGCACUAGCAUUUUUGGUACAAGAAGCUGUGACAGCUUUCCCCAACACACUGUAGCAACUGCCGGGACAAUAUAAAAAAAAAUAAAAAAAUGGCGCUUCCACUCCCUCUGGCCUCAGUACCUCCACUAAGAUAAGGCACCAAACCAACAAUCAGGGAUACUAGUUUGACAUGAAUUUCGGGGCAGAUGAAAAUACCUAAACAAUGAAGGAGCCCAGGUAGCCUCCUUCGUGAGCAGGAAGUACAUGCUCACCACACCCCAGGUACUAUCAAGGAGUACCGAGCCCUACAUCUGGGCAUUGUUGUAUAUAGUUGAGCUCUCCUCGAGACUCAGGUUUAUACCCCACCUAUCCUUACCCCUAGUUGCAAACCAUGAGAGGGAUCAAGAACCCAUUACACCCAAAUCUAGGCAUAUCAAGCAAACAGUCAGCAAGUCGAUUAUCACCUGGCACCCACCAUGGCUGGCAUACCGAGGUAGACUGUCACUAAACAUUAUAUUGAACUACUCAACAACAGGAGAAGAAUCCCACCCUACCCAACCCCAUAAUGAAAAUAUAUUCACAUAAUGUAAGGGGCCUAAACACCCCCCAAAAACGCCAAACAUUGCGCACAGAACUGAAAAACCAUAACGCGGAUGUGAUCUGCCUCCAAGAAACUCACUUCAAAAGGCAGACAUCUCCUUCCUUAGACCCUUCACAAUUCCCGAACCAAUACCACUCCACACAUAGCCACAAGUCUAGAGGAGUUAGCAUUCUAAUACACAAAUCAGUCGCAUUUGAUCCACUCAAAAUAGUUAAAGACGCCAAUGGGAGAUACCUUAUCCUAAUAUGCAACCUUAAUGAUGUCACAUACACCAUAGUCAAUAUCUACGCACCAAACGACAAUCAAUGGCACUUCCUACAUAAAAUACUGACUAAAGUGAGCAACAUACAACAAGGCAUAGUAAUAUACUGCGGAGACCUCAACCACACCCUAGACCCAGAAAUGGACACUACACUUGACGCAAAAAAACCCAGACUGGCAUCUCUUAGACCGGCCUGCGCCAAACUUAAUAAACUGCUAAUUCAAUUUAACUUAUACGAUGUGUGGCGCACACUACAUCCAGGGGAUAAGGACUACACCUACUACUCCCAAGUGCACAAAACCCACUCUAGGAUAGAUCAUUUCUUCAUGACCAGCACAGGAUUAUCACAUACGCAUCAAUGUAUAUAUGGAGAUAUCACAUGGUCAGACCAUGCCCCAGUGAUACUGACACUCAUUGACGCAUUCACAUACAAAGGCAAAGGUUCAUGGAGACUAAACGACUCACUGCUUCACGACCAAGACUUCACCCUCACGCUAGAACAAGAACUUAAACACUAUUUUAAUACUAACGAGAACCCCCAGACCACGGCCCCGAUUCUGUGGCAAGCACACAAAUCAGUCAUACGAGGACUGUUGAUCCGCAGGGCAUCAUAUCUCAAUAAACAAAGACGAGCAACACUUAUGAAACUGCUCAUACAACUAAGGGAUACGACCCAAACUUAUUAUCAAACAAAACAACAAGAUCUCCUACCAGAAAUCCAAAACAUCACCUCUAAAAUGAAUGACCACCAAUUCCAAAAAACGGCAUACAUUCUGAAAAAAUUCAAAAUGAACCACUAUGCGAAAGGGAACAAGGCCAGCAAAUUGCUGGCCAACAUGUUACGCAAAAAACAAUCUAACUCUAAGAUCCCAUACAUUCUCUCAAAAAACAACCAAAAACUAUGGAACCCACAAGACAUGAACAGGGAACUAGUGACCUUUUAUAACACCCUCUAUAACUUAAAAGCAGAUGACACACUAUAUCAACCAACUGUCGCAGACAUUGAGGGAUACCUACAACACAUACCGCUGCCAACAUUGACAGAAGAACAAAAACACAAACUGUCGGAACAGAUCUCGAUAACGGAACUAACGGAUGUAAUUGCUAGACUACCUACAGGGAAAUCCCCAGGCCCAGACGGAUUCACGAAUCAAUAUUACAAAACUUUCGCAACUACACUCAUUCCCUACAUGAAACAAACCUUUCAAUCCAUAAUACACACAGGGACGAUCCCACAGGAAAUGCUCAUAGCCCAUGUAGCCACACUACCCAAACCAGGGAAAAUGCCAGACAAAGGACAGAACUUACGCCCAAUCUCACUUCUUAACACAGAUCUUAAACUGCUGGCGAAAAUAUACUCGAAUAGACUAGCUGCAAUCCUUCCAGAAUUGGUCCAUGAAGACCAAGUUGGCUUUAUAAAGGGAAGGCAGGGCACUGACGGCACUAGGAAAGUCUUAGACAUACUAUACAGCAUACACAAACGGAAAACGGGAUGCCUAUUCCUGUCGCUAGAUGCCGAAAAGGCUUUUGAUAGGCUGAAUUGGGACUUUCUCAGAGCGACAUUAACGAAGUUCGAAUUCCCACCAGAGUUCAUGAACACAAUACAAGCUUUAUAUAGCAAAUCCACUGCUAGACUCAUCAACGCAGGGUUCCUCUCGGACCCAUUUGAGAUCACAAAUGGGACCAGACAGGGGUGCCCCCUUUCACCCCUAUUAUACGUACUAGCGCUAGAACCUUUCACGACUCUCAUUAGACAACACCCAUUAAUCCUAGGCGUCAAAACACAAAGCAAAGAACAUAAACUCACACUAUUCGCGGAUGACAUACUACUGACGAUACAAGACCCCGAAGCUUCUCUACCACAUUUCCAUUCUACACUAGAAAACUAUAGCAAAAUGUCCUAUUACAAACUAAAUAUUUCAAAGACGCAAGCCCUUUGCAAAGGUCUCCCCCCAGAGGUCACUUAUAAACUAAAAAACACCUACACAUACGACUGGAGGACUGACUACAUUACAUUUCUAGGUAUACGGUUUACAAAAGCACAUACUGCAUUAUUUAACGCCAACUAUGGCAAACUCAGUAUAGAGAUAAAAAAACAACUACAAGAAUGGAAAACAUCAUUCAUAUCCUGGUCGGGACGCAUGGUAGCGAUCAAGAUGAUAAUCCUCCCUAAGUUGUUAUACCUUUUCAGAUCACUUAUGAUUCAUAUACCCACCACUUACUUUACCACAAUCCAACGCUGGAUAACCAGAUUUGUUUGGAAUGACAAAAGGGCACGCAUAGCCCUAAAGGUACUGCAGUUACCGCUCAAAGAAGGGGGUAUGAAUUUGCCAAACCUCAAACAGUACUAUCAUGCAACUGUACUUAGCAGCAUUAUCCAAACACGACCAGGCGCACAAGCACCUCAAUGGAAGCACAUAGAAGCAGAAUGGGCCAAUAAUAUUAGCACUGACAACUUAAUAUGGAUACCGAAACUUAACCGGCCUUACCUACAAGAUUGCCUACCAACCACAACAUUAUCACUAAAAAUAUGGGAUGGGGUCCGUCCCCUCCUAACAAAUAACUCAAUCCUUUCCAAAGCCAUGCCACUUAAAUCAAUAGCACACAUUAUCCCAGAUUUUAACUACAGAAUAUGGGAAAGACACGGCAUACAAUUUCUACACCAGAUACUCACUAACACAGGACUAGCAACCUUCGCCUCACUACAGAACUCACAUAAGCUCCCAACGGUAGCACAUUAUUCCUACCGCCAACUAGACUCAUGGUUGCGCAUACAAAUUCAGGAGCAAACAAUUAACAUUCAGGCACAAAAGAUGACAGAAUUUGAGGAAAUGUAUAUUAGCCCCACACCGUCCCAGAAAAUCAUAUCCUCUAUCUACACAACACUACCCACAAAAUGCAAAUUGCACGAACACAGAUUUAUCAAAGCGUGGGAAACAGAAAUCCACCAAAAAUUUACUGAGCCGGAAUGGGAACGUAUGAUCCUAACCCCCAAAUCCUUCACGUUAUGCUCAAAACACAUAGAGCUUGCCAAAAAACUCCUGUAUAGAUGGUACCUCACGCCCAUACGGCUACACAAAUAUAAUCAAUCCCUUCCAAUACAAUGCUGGAGAUGCAAAUCAGACACAGGAACAAUGGCACACAUAUGGUGGACCUGCCCAUACUUGCAACAAUACUGGAAAGACAUAUCCCAAAUUAUCACACACAGUACAGGAUGCACCCUACCUCAUAAUUUGGACAACUAUGUGCUCUUCAAUAUCCCAGAAUCGCUACCUAAACCAGAUAGGUACCUCAUCUUCCAUAUAAAUAUAGUAGCCCUAGGCGCCCUAGCACAAAACUGGCUAUCACAAACCAUACCCUCCAUCCCCAUGUGCAUACAACAAAUAAGCCACGCGGGCCACUUUGAAUCCACAAUGAGAAGGCAAACCACCUCUCCCAACAAACCACACAAACAGUACCGAAGAUACUGGGAAAUAGCAUGGGAUAAGUGGGAAACAUACAAAGUGACACAACAGGGAACCUCCCAUCAUGAGCUGACGUCAUGCUGACCUUAACCCACACGAAGCCAGAAUACUUACCAAAGCAUACCCCACCAGACGAGAAUGCCAAAGUAAAUGAUCACAAGGAGUAAGACCACUCCACACAACACUAGAGGUCAAAAGCAAAAUUGAAGAGCAAUCUGAAUAACCCUCAAAUGACCCCAAGCACAUAUCAAGCCCCCAGGGGAAAUUAUGGCAAUCGAUACCACUGAAACAUAAGGUCAGGCCCUAGUUCUCUCCCUCUAAUCUACUCCAAAGGUACGGGAAAAGUAUACAUCCCAAAGGUCAAUGCACGAAUACCACUGCCUUGCACGGUUUAACAGUUAUUAUGUAUACUCCAAUAAAUGUGAUUACAGAGAAUGUAUGAGACGACUAAUCUGUACACACCCUUUAUGGAAUUGCAACUACCCUCUCCCCCACCCCUCCCCUUCUUUUUUCUGUAUCCUCAUCCUCACGAAAUGACAAAACAAUAAAAAUUGUCAAAUUUGAAAAAAAAAAAAAAACUAGAUAUUCAUCUGCCAUCGCACAAAAACGCAUUCUCUGUUAAUCUAAUUGUUUAUAAUCCAACAGUAACUCUCACACUGCUUACAACUAACAGUCCUUACACACUGAGUUAAAGGGACACUAUAGUCAUCAGAACAACAACAGCUUAAUGUAGUUGUUCUGGUGAGUAUAAUCGCUCCCUUCAGGCAUUUUCAUGUAAACACUGCCUUUUCAGAAAAUGGCAAUGUUUACAUUGCUCCUAGGGACACCUGCAAGUGGCCACUGGAGGGGCUUCCUGGCUCAGCGCUGCACAGUAAGCAGCCCUGCCAUUCAGCAUGCCCACGCUCUGCAUAGAGACGCUGAAUUUUCCUCAUCCUGAUUGGCCAAAACGGCAUUUGGCCCCACCCCAGUGCCGAUUUUAGCCAAUCCAAUGCUUUCCCUAUGGGAAAGCAUUGGAUUGGCUAAAAAUAGGACAUUUUGAUGAUGUCACAAAGGGAUUAGCACUGGAAAUAAGAUACGUUUUAAACUUUUAUAUGGGGGGGGGGACAAGCCACCAAAUGUUGGGUUUAGCACUAUAGGGUCAGGAAUACAUGUUUGUUUCAGGUGUUACUUCCCUUUUAACUCUAUAUUGUUUUUGUUUUUGUUUUUUUGUCUCUCCCAGUAAGUUGGAUAAUGAACUGCUGUUGAAGCUAAUUGCCAAUCUUCAUAUGCUUCUCAAGGAUGACAAUGUGAAUGUGGUGAAGAAGUCAAUACUAACCAUGACCCAGUUGUACAAGGUGACCCUGCAGGUGAGAGAGACAUGGCUUGUAGUGAUACAUGCAUUACAGACAAUUAUUUCUCCUCUGUCCUUCCUCCGAAGUACUUUUUUUUGGGGGAUUUCUUUACUUGAUGCUUUCUCCUUUAUUCUGGCAUCUAUCUUGUUCAUAAUCAAAACCUCAAUUUUUCCAAAUAUUUAGAUACUUUUUCACUUUUGUUCAUUGUUUCUGUCACUUUCAAAAAUAUAAUUCAAUUGCUGUAUUAGCCAUAUCUGAUAUUCUCCUCUUCCCAUAGUGGAUUGCACGCUCACGCCCUCCGUCAGAUCGACAGGAGUCUUGUUGGGACCUAGUCACUGAAAUGGCCGGAGACAUCUUGCUUAUGUUGGAGUCCGAUAAUGAUGGGAUCCGUACCCAUGCAGUGAAGUUUGUGGAGAGUUUGAUUGUCACAUUGUCACCUCGUACAGCAGACAGCGACAUACCCAAGAGGCAGGAGGGUGACAUCAGCCUUGAACAGCUUCCACCUGACCACCCCUAUCUGAAAUAUAGUGAGUGUAAAAGUUACUGCAUCCUUAGCCACCACAUUCCCUUUCCAUAUUUGUUCUGUAUUUUUCUUACUGUGGACAUCUCAUUGCUGUAUGUUUCUACAGAUGGUCUGCGGGAUGCAGGAAAGCAGGCCCUUAAAGAACUACUGAAGUUCAUGGCUCACCCAGCCAUCUCCAGUAUCAAUCUAACAGCAGCCUUGGGUUCUUUGGCAUCUAUUGCCCGCCAACGACCCAUGUUUAUGGCUGAAGUCAUUCAGGCAUAUGAGACCUUGCAUGGUAAGUGCUGAAGAUUGCAAUGUUUUGAAUUUCCCCUCAAUAAGUUUGUCUAAAUCAUUUUGUGACUGUAAUUUAUGCAGUAUGGAAAUCCACCAUGUACCAUCUUGCUCACCAUUUGCUUUAUAUGCUCAUCCCACUUUUACGACCUUUGGGGGGGUUUUGUUGUUUUUUUUUCUUUUUUGAAACUUGCGUCUGCAAAUUGAUCAACUGUCUUGCUUUCUAAAAUAGAAAUAAAAAACAUUUAGCUAUUACCUUUAACUUUUCAUUGCUCCUCUUUUCUCUCCUACUCCUACAGCAAACCUGCCCCCCACUCUGGCAAAGUCUCAGGUGAGCAGUGUUCGGAAGAAUCUUAAGUUGCAGUUGCUUAGUGUUCUGCGCCAUCCAUUAUCCUAUGAGUACCAAGGGCCCAUCACCACAUUGCUGCUAGAUCUGGGAACCAGCCAGGGAGAAAUCACUAGAAAUCUUCCACCUCCCAGGGAUAUUGGUCGAAAGAGGACCAGGGAAAUGGAACCAGGAGGACCAAAGAAGAGCCGCACAGGUAAGACGUCCCUUCAGUCUUUGUAUAGUAGAGCAAUAGCUUGGUGAAUGUGGAUUUGUAGUAUAAUGAACAUUUGGAGGGUAGUGGGAUUUUGGUGACAAGGUAGAGUAUGAGAGCAAAUGAUUCCUCCUAAACGUUGCUGGAGUUCUAUAGCAGGUUUGUGAUUUCCACUUUAGAAGCAGCUCUGGCUGACGACGACGAUGAUAAAGAUCAGGUGCCACAUCCUCCAUUGCCCCCUCCUGCUCCAAGCAAGCUGUCGGCUACAGAUAUCACUGCAGAGUUUCUAAACCCCCUUCUGACGCCAGAGAGUGUUGCCAACCUGGUACUGUAUCUCGCAGAAAACUGUUGUGUUCAUUGCUCAGAUAUUUUUACAAAAAAGGAAAACAACUGGAUAGCUUAAAUACACUCUGUGUAAUGUGGGAAAAAUGUCCAAGAAGACACAUCUCCACUAAUUUAAAAACAUUUUGUUAAAUAUAAGUUUCUACUAACAAUCAAGGUAUUUAAAUUGUUCCUCUCGAUAAGAUAACAGCAAUAUAAUAAACCACACAGUUUUAGGAUUCCCAUAUUAUGUAUUUAUUAUGCAUAUUCCAUCCAAGAUUAUCAAAGAAACUGUUUGGUACCAUUUUUAAAAAUAAAAAAAAUUCCCCAAAACCUGGAACAUUUAAUAGUUUGUCAGUAAGCUUCUUGUGAAAAUCUUGUUGUUUUUGUAAUAUAAUUUAUUUUAUCCCCGUUUUUCCUAUUUCAUUGCGGUGUGUUUCAGGUCCUUAUCAGUAUGGUGUAUCUCCCGGACACCAUGCCUGCCUCUUUCCAGUCUACAUAUACACCAGUGGAGUCUGCGGGCACUGAUGCCCAAAUCCGGCAUCUUGCUCGACUCAUGGCCACACAGAUGACCUCAGCAGGCAUUGGACCUGGUAAGUAGUGGGAUCUGAUGUUGUUGGUGUCUGCAGAGUAUAUAAUCACAUGAAAGGAAUGGUGAUUGGUGGUCUUGGGUAUAAUGUUCAAACUACAAUAAUAUGUCUUAAAACAAGGCAGCUAGGUCUCUGUUAAUAUUAAUCUGUCAUGUAGGUGUUGAGCAGGUUAAAGAGACUCCAGCAGAAGUAGUAGAGGAAGAAAGCGCCAAGCCUGAGGGUUUGGUGAUCAAGCGUCGGGUGUCAACACUGGUUCAGGGGCAGGCCAUCUCUGUGCUUGGUGCCCAGAGUACAUCUAUUAAAGAAAGUGAAGAUGAUGAAGCCCCACAAGCUAAGAAAAGACCAGAACCUAUUCUGCCAGUAACUCAGCCCAGGUAAGAAUUAAUUAAACUAUAUUUAUGUGUCAGUUAAUGAUCCCACCCAUGUGCACAUUAAACCUUUUUUUCAAUGCUCAGACCUGCUGGGGUUGGAGGCCGUAAGAAGGUGUUCAGAUUAAAGGAAGUGUCUGAGCCGCUAACAGACACUCAGAUUGCGAGUCUCAAACUUGGAGCAGUGCGACGAAUACUGCAGGCAGAGAGGAGUGUCAGUAGCAGUGGCUCAUCCCAGGUACUAAACACUACAUGCCAUUAAUUAGGAUCAGUUAUAGGAGAUGUAAUUGUGUAAUAAGCUGUCAUAAUUUUUUUAUUUAGAUGCGAAUAAAGGUCCUUGCCCGUCUGGUGACCCGUUUGGAUACUUCUAUGAAGGCAGAGGUUUUAUGUCACUUUAUGAGUGACACACGUGGUCGACUUGAGUUGGCACUGGCCUGGCUGUUCCAGGAGUACUGCGAGUAUCUGUCUUCCGGUGACGAUGAAGGAUACCAGGAAUGUCUGAUUGGGAUACUGACCGGUCUCCAAGAGAGACCUGACCAAAAAGACGGGUCAGUGAUCAUGUGCUUAAAUGUGUGUCUUGGGAGUGACUUAAACUAAACCUGCUAGAGGGAUCCUAAAAGAAUGAUGAAAAAUGUUCAAUACUCAAGAUAACGAGGUCACGUGCUGUAUUUGUUUAUGCAGAGUGCUAGUGAUAUUUAAUAAUGGCACAAAAGGUAUAGUUUAACCCUAUGUAAAACUAUGGCAAGAUAUAUGAAUCUACUUAAGGCUCAGCACACCCUCUUAUCCCUUUAGGAUCUUCACAAAAGUUGUCUUAGAAGCUCCUCUGCUCACAGAUGCAGCUCUUGACGUGAUCCGGAAAUACUGUGAAGAUGAGGUUGGUGGAUUAGCAUCCUUUACCUAUUGUACAACACUAAAAUUUCACUUUGUUAGACGUUGUACUCUUUUAUAAGUUGCACUCCUUUGCACCCAUCAUUCUCAUCUCUUGCUCCAGGGUCGCAGUUAUCUAGGGAUGUCCACUUUGCGAGAUCUCAUCCUCACUCGGCCUGCCAGGCAGUUCCAGUAUCUCCAUCUUCUUCUGGAUCUGAGUUCCCAUGAAAAGGAUAAGGUUAGAACUGUAGCGUAACAAAUAUUGACACAGAAGCAGAGCUGCUCUGUCUUUGGGUUUCACAAACUCCACAUGUUCUCUUUUCCCAGGUCCGUCAGCAGUCUCUGCUAUUCAUUAAACGUAUGUACGACAAGGAAAGUCUCCGACAGUACAUAGAGAAGUUUGCCCUAAAUUAUUUGCAGCUUCUCGUCCAUCCAAACCCUCCAUCCGUUCUCUUUGGAGCAGAUAAAGAUACAGGUGGGGACUGUGGCCAAAAUUAAAAAUCACUACUUUAUUCUCACCAGCCCUCUCUUGUUAUCCACAUAUGAUUUUUUUUUUUUUCUUUCCUUUUCAUUAUAGAGGUUGCAGCACCCUGGACAGAAGAUACUGUUAAACAGUGUCUAUAUCUGUACUUGGCUCUACUCCCACAGAACCACAAACUGAUACAUGAGCUGGCAUCUGUCUAUACAGAAGCUACCGCUGACAUCAAGAGGACUGUGCUGAGGGUCAUUGAGACCCCGGUGAGUACAUUAAGCAAGGAGCCCAUUCCUUUUCUAAAAACACAUUAUUUACUUUUAAGGGAAGGGAUGCUUUCUCAGUACAGUAGUAUGUUUUAUUAUGUUUUAGACAAAGUUUGAGUUGGUAUGUUCUACUUUAGUUUACUCUGCUGGAAGACUAUUCAAUACAUCUACGCUUGUGUUUGUAAAAGGAUAAAUCACAUUGCCUUUCCUCCAUCUUCACUUCCUGUCCUCUGUAGCCUUUCUUUUAGAUUGAAAAUAACACUUUUUUGUGCUUUGUAAAAUUCCUUUAAAUAUUUGUAAAGGAGAGGGGUAAAUGUCAGUAUUAUGCUAUAGCAGGUGACUCUCUGUGAAUCUAGAGAGCACAGAAUAUUAGUAGCUCAAAAAUAAAAUGAAUGGGGAUACCAAGGGAAAAGGAUGAUGAGUGAAGGACAUAUUACUCCAAUUCAUGUAUCUCUCUUUAACCUCCACUGAACUCUUUUUCCAAACUGUCUCCAGAUCAGAGGCAUGGGCAUGAACUCCCCUGAGUUGCUGCUGUUGGUGGAAAACUGCCCCAAAGGAGCUGAGACUCUUGUCACCCGUUGCCUGCACAUCCUAACUGACAAAGGUAGCCUUUAUCUGACUUCUGGUGCUUGUGACUCCUAUUUCCUGCUUAGUUUUUCUAGAUCAGUGUUUCCUAUGUCUGGGAUAAGGCCCAAUUUUGAGUCUCUGUGAUGUUUCCACUGGUUGGAUCGUGCACAUCAUAUUCAUCAGGCUACUGUCAGCUGCCACAGAUAAAUUACUUACUGUAGUGGCAAAGCCUUCCCUAGUACAGACAAUGUUCACACAGGGAUGAGUCAAAUGAAUGAAUUUUGCUUUAUGUGUUACAAAUGGGUCUCUGAACUAACUUUGCAUGGAUCAUCAAGGUGUUGCCUUGUUCAUAAUUUAAUUCCCUGUUCAAAAUGGUUAAGUACCAUUGGUCAUUAUCAUUUCCAGCACCCUCUUUCAAAUCCUGCUUAUUGCCUUUUACUCUCCAGUCUCCAUUCACCAUAACUGAAAUGUCCAGCUGUGUUUCCCCCGGAUUCAUAUGUACAAGCACAUUUCUGUCCUUGGACUAUCCUGUCCCAGGACUGUGGCUUUUAAACAUUCCACCUACUGAGCAUUACUUUUCUGUAAAACCUUCCAGUCAUUGGCAAUUCCAAGCUUUCUUUCCUAGUGAUCUUAAUAAACAGCUUGUAUAGUUUAAUACCACAAACUUUGAUCUCUUCUUAGCUCCUGAGUCCAUCAAAAAGGGAACACAAUGUAUAAUAAGCCCAGAUAAAUAAAUAUGAAAUCAAAUGCUCAUCAUUUUCAUCAGACUGUGGUUCUCUGGUAGACACUGGAUUUGAAUACUUUGGUUAUAGAUGUGAAUGUUGGCCCCUGGUCCUCAUCAUGCAGGAACUUUAUCCUCUGUCAUUACACAUCUGAAUGCUCUUUACUGAGCUUUGUGUCAUGUCCCACCCAGCUAAGCAAUAAUGCAGUUGUUGUGCUUAUGUUUAUAAUCAACAGAUCUGUUUGUAAAUGUUUAUUAAACUGUUUGUCUAACCCUAGCACCACCGUCUCCUGAACUGGUGAAACGCGUCCGUGAUCUUUAUCAGAAACGUCUGCCAGAUGUCCGUUUCUUGAUACCUGUGCUGAAUGGGCUAGAUAAGGUGAGUAGACUAAAGAGUUGACUAUUACACUGCCACAGUUAUUGGACACAGCCAUAGGUAUAGAGGUAUAAGCCGUAUAUGUUCCCAUAUGUUGUUAGCAGCACUUUUUAUAGACUUUACUUAAAGCUGACCUCGACGGUUGCUUGUUUAUAGCUGACAGGCAACUUAAAAAACCGUGUUAGAUACUUUUAGCCCCUCCACUGCUUGGGUGUGUAGAACAUCAGAAAUAAUAAACUAUAAAAUUAAUGUCUCAUCUCUUACAGAAAGAAGUCAUUCAGGCUUUACCAAAACUUAUCAAACUCAAUCCGAUUGUGGUAAAAGAGGUUUUCAAUAGACUCCUGGGAACACAACAUGGUAAGUGUUGGAGGGAGUGAUGUAAGGUGACCAUGGGAAAAAAGGGUGAUAUUUAUUCCUAGCUUAUGCUAUAUGUGUACAAAUAUAGUGACUGCAAUAGAUGAGUGUGUAUGUGUAUAUCUGUUGCUGCUGCCGCCAUCUUUGUGGAGGCACAGUCAGUCUUCGUGGAAAUGUAGCUUUUAAUUUCUUCAUUUGCUGCUGAUUUUGUCGAAGUUAUGUACUCCUCUUUUGUAGAUGGCAAGUUAUUAAGGGUGGAGGAGUGAGUCAAUAAGACUUGUGCUCUUUCUUGUCACAGGAGAACUCAGUUCCACCAUGUCGCCGCUCACACCUGGAGAUCUUCUGGUUGCUCUUCAUAAUAUUGACUCCAGUAAAUGUGAUAUGAAAUCUGUCAUUAAGGGUAAGCCUCCAGAGUCCAGCAAAAUUCACUAAAAUGUCUCCAACCACUUUGGUUUUGUCCACUGUGCUACCACCACAACCAUUUUUCCUUGUGUUCAUUUAACUGUUAUUUUUAUGUUUUUAUUUCUCAUUCCCCAGCUACCAAUCUGUGCUUUGCAUCUCGUUCCGUGUACACCUCUGAAGUCCUAGCAGUGGUCCUUCAGCAGCUUAUGGAUGCCACACCUCUUCCCAUGCUCCUCAUGAGGACGGUUAUCCAAGCCUUGGGGAUGUAUCCUCGACUUGGUGGUUUCAUCAUGAACAUACUGACUCGUCUCAUCUACAAGCAGGUGCCCCCUUGAGUUUGGUGACUGGGGAAAGGGUAGUAAAAGAAGAAAAAAUGGAAGGUCCUCCAAUUACCAGAUAUUGUGUGACACAGAAUACUUCAGUAGUUAAUUAGGUAGCAGAUAUCAAAGAAUAGAAUUUAGACUGUAAGAUCUAUAGACUGUAAGCUCGUUUGAGCCGGGCCCUCUUCAACCUAUUGUUCCUGUAAGUUUUUGUAAUUGUCUCAUUUAUUGUUAAAUCUCCCCCUUUGAUAAUUUUGUAAAGCGCUGCGGAAUAUGUUGGCGCUAUAUAAAUAACAGUAAUAAUAAUAGGAAAGUCAGAGAAGACCUUUUAAUUUAUUUACUCCAUUUAAUAUUGGAUUCAGCAACCUCGCUCCACAAUGUAGAAAUACAUACAUUUUUAAGUGCAGAUAAGAAAAAGAAAACAGGUCCUAGUGCCUAUACUGAAACUGCAAGUAGUGCAUUAUUGUAUAUAUUUUUUUUUUGUUUAAUGAUGUGCCAGACCAUACCUAACUAAUAGAUUACCUGUUUGUUGUUGCUGCUGACAUUAUUGCACUAGCGCAUGGCACAUUUAACUGAUUUUCCGGAGUUUGCUCCUUUAGGUUUGGAAGUAUCCGAAAGUAUGGGAAGGGUUCAUUAAAUGCUGCCAAAGAACUAAACCACAAUCCUUCAGUGUCCUCCUGCAGCUCCCACCUCCACAGCUUCUCUCUGUUCUACAGACCUGUCCUGACCUCCGGGAUCCUCUUUUAGCUCAUGUCAGGACUUUCACUCCACACCAGGUGAGAAAGGAAUCUAUAUCAAAUCCUGUAAACGUACAAAAGGGAAAGAGAAGAAUUAUGGGAGGAGGUCUGGUCUAGUCAUUAACUUAAUGUCCUAUUCAAAAAGGUUAUGGGAUUAAGAAGGGAGACUUUGUAGGUUAAGUGCACAGUACAUUUUCACUUGUCUUCUCUUCCUAUAGUUGGCCCAUGUUCCUCACUCCAUCAUGGCUAUUCUCGAAGCUGAAUCCAGAGGAGAACCAGAGUCAGAGGAUGCUGCACAAGCUGAUGAGGUUUUUUUUUUUUUUUUAUCUCCUUAUCACUUUCCUCAUGAUUAGUGCACUGUACCUUGUUUUAAAGCAAACCAUCUUCUCUUUUUUUUCCCUAACCUUAGGAGCAGGAAGACCCCGGCCAGGAUAUUAUUUCUCGUCGCCUGGCUCAGGAGAAAUCUUUAAAAAGGCAACUCUUGGAGGAACAAAAGGGACGUAAAACCCAAGAAUUAGAUGUGGAGAUGCCAGAGGUUGACACACCUACCAUAUUCAUAGAUGAUAAAGAGGAAGAGCUAACGGUUUGUGUUAAAUAUUCUAUAAAUGUUUUUGUGUAAGUUUGUGUCUCCUAUUUCUGGAUUUAUCUAACCCUUUCUAUUCACAGAAGGCCCAGGUGAAAGAAGGAUCCCAGGACGAUUCUGUGAAAUCUACAAAUCGAACACCACAGUCUAGUCCACCUGAUGAGCCUAUGGAAGAGAGUGUAGAAACAAAAGAUGACUGAGAGACCACAGAAUUCAUAACUUCACAAUUAGAUCUGCUUUGACUGAACAUUACUGUGAUACAUUAAAAUGUUUGUUCUAUAUGUAAAUAUUUGCAAUGUUGUGUCUCAAAGUGUAUGUACGUCAAUUGGUCACUACCAUUUCACAAAAGCUGAAUUGGCAAACAAAUGUGAUAAUAAAAUUACAUUUUCAUGGUAUUUACAAUUAAGAUUAUGGUUCUGACACCAGUAGGCAAAACAACUGUGAUCUAGGAUUUCGAAGUUACAUAGUUAUGUAACAAUGUGGGAUUUUUUGUUUGUUGUCUAACCUGUCCUGUUGGACUUUUAAAGAGACACAUCAUGGGUCAAAUGCAAAAAAAUAAAAUAAGCCCCAAAAACAUACAUGCAUUGAGAGAGAGAGUGUGAGUGUAUGUGUUUUUUUUGUUUGUUUUUUUAAUUCUAUAUCGCUUGCAAAAGCUGCAUUUCUCUCGUCUGCAGCCUUUGCAAGGCCUUCUCUUCUUCCCCAGGCCAAAAUUGCUGACUGUCCAAUCAUAGACUUUCCAAUGCAGCUCAUUGAGAAGUCUUUGCAAGGCAGGUGCUUUGGGCAAUUACUGCUUCUUGACUUUAGCUCAAUUGUGCCUAACAGCCAGGAAGUAACUGACAGCCAUGGGGGCCUAACAAGGUUAAAUUAUAAAAGUGCCAAUUUCUGUGAAAUCUGCACUUUUUGUAAAAUGAGGAUACUACUAAAUGGCUGUAAUCCAACUGGGUGAUAAACAACUGAAAAUUUGACAUAUGGAACAAAACCAUAGAAAUGCAGAAGGUCCAGAUUUGCCUGUGGUCGGUUUCAACACCUGUCCUAUUAUAACCUGACGUAGCCAAAAGAAACACUAUUUAAUCAAGUAAUUAUUUAAAUAUGGAAACUCAAAGGUGUCACUGUAGCCACCUAAACAACUUUGGUUUAAUGAAGCAGUUUAGUGUAUAGAUCA
Messenger RNA from Pelobates cultripes (western spadefoot toad), 21729 nucleotides. Lineage: Eukaryota; Metazoa; Chordata; Amphibia; Anura; Pelobatidae. The record is from the annotation of a GenBank genome assembly.